GUCCUCACAGGGAUGGACGCGGUAGACGAGCGAUAACAUGCUCUAAAUGAGGCAGUAGAAAGUGGAGCCACGAGAAAAGUACUGAUGCAGGCCACACUAAUGGUUCCAAAGUGAGUCUCAGACCUGCGGACCGCUGACAAUAUGAAGAGCGCCUGGAUCCUGAUCCAUCUGUUGCUCCUGAACACCACUCGGCCUGCAGGCUGUUCACCACUAAAGGUUCAGGCUUUUCUGGAAAAAUAUGGCUACCUCCAUCAGGACAACCACAUACACAACUCAGUGGAGGUGCAGUCAGCCAUCCGGGAGUUCCAGUGGCUGUCACGCCUUCCUGUCACUGGAAAACUGGACAGCGCCACCCAGAGGCAGAUGGCAGAGCCCCGCUGCGGCGUGUCGGAUGAAGGCAGUCAGAAGACAUGGGCUCAGCGGUUAAACGUCAUCUUCACAGGAAGGCGACCACAACGCCACAGGAAACGAUCUGCUCCUCAAGGUGAUAAGUGGUACAAGCAUCACCUGACCUAUCAAAUAGUCAACUGGCCUCGCCACCUGUCCCUUGGUUCUGUACGGAUGGGGGUACACACCGCCUUUCAGCUGUGGAGCAAUGUGUCAGGCCUGGUCUUCCAGGAGGCCCUAGAAGGUCCUGCUGACAUUCGACUGGCGUUUUAUGAGGGAGACCACAAUGACGGGGCAAGCAAUGCUUUUGAUGGCCCAGGGGGUACUUUGGCUCACGCGUUCCUGCCUCGCAGGGGGGAAGCCCAUUUUGACAUGGCAGAGAGGUGGACACUAAAUGGACACAAGGGACACAAUUUGUUCAUAGUGACUGCCCAUGAGAUUGGACACACUCUGGGACUGGAGCACUCUCCUGUCCGUCAUGCGCUGAUGUCGCCAUACUACAGGAAGCUCGGCCGGAGCCUGGUGCUGAGCUGGGAUGAUGUCAUCGCAGUGCAGCAGCUGUAUGGUAAGCCAUUGGGUGUUCAAGUGGUCAGGUUGUCUGGUCAGGUCUUAUAUGCUGCGCUGCAGGAGUGGGACAUUAGUGAGACUCAUGACGGCCAUCAGAGCACAGACCAGCCUCUGUACUGCCAGGGUGCCUUCGAUGCCAUCACUGUGGACCAGAAUCAGACGGUGAUGGUGUUUCGAGGCAGUGUGUACUGGGCGGUACGGGCUGAGGGGACAGUGAGUGGCCCGCUGCCUCUACGUCAGCGUUGGCCACGCCUCCCUCUAGCCAUCGAAGCUGCUGCCUUCUCACCGCUGGACUCCAGGUGGUACUUUUUUAAAGGGAAGUGGAUGUGGCGCUAUGCAGGCAGUGAGCUGGACCCGGGCUUCCCCAGGAGCAGCAGUGAUUUGGGUCUUCCUCGACACCCUGACUCUGCCUUCUAUUAUGCCCCUCUGGGUCACAUGGUCCUCUUCAGGGGCACUCGCUACUCAGUCCUCAACCUCAAAACCCUGCAGUUAGAACCCUACUACCCCCGCAGACUAACAGAUUGGACUGGGGUGCCACAGGGGACCAACGGGGCGCUGACCCGUCCAGAUGGGAACCUUUACCUGUUUAGACAGCAGCAGUUCUGGAGAUUUGACCCAGUCAAAGUACAAGUCACCAGGGAAGGCCUGUGGGCCACGGAGCUUCAGUGGACUGGAUGUAGAACUCUUGAGAGCAAUGACAUCCUUUGACCAGCAGAGGGAGCUGUAAGCUUUAAAUCGUGCAAUGUAGACCACGUUGAGCUCAUUUGCAGUCGAUUAAUUACUGCUUGAUACAAAUACCAGAGCAGAUGAGGAGUCUUAAAAGCUAUUCAUGAACUUGGUUUUACUGUGGGGGACUUCUGCAGACGAACGUGAAUUAUGAAUUACUACUUUUAUAUGAAUCAAAACGUCUGCCUGUAUGACAAGCACUUCUUUGCCUCACAUCAUCUCAUUAACAUAACUUUUAUAUCACAACGCAGCCGGAACGCUCUCUUUUCGCACAAUGAAACUGAAUGCUUUUAUGAGCUCUUCUGCAAUCAGAUGCACAUUUUGUAUAAAACUGUUACACAUUCGU
Thalassophryne amazonica is the source of this 2026-nucleotide messenger RNA. RefSeq names its product matrix metallopeptidase 28 (gene mmp28). Gene Ontology annotation, molecular function: zinc ion binding; metalloendopeptidase activity. Gene Ontology annotation, cellular component: extracellular matrix. Gene Ontology annotation, biological process: extracellular matrix organization; collagen catabolic process; proteolysis. Bases 142 to 1662 code for a protein of 506 amino acids. The transcript has 8 exons. Lineage: Eukaryota; Metazoa; Chordata; Actinopteri; Batrachoidiformes; Batrachoididae. The record is from RefSeq and is a predicted model, not a curated record.